AUGUCUGACCCAUCUGCCAACGUUUUUCAUAAAUUAUGUCUUGGUAUGGAUGAUGACAGUGACUGGAAUCGUCGAAACGUCAUUGGUAGUAUGGCCGAAUUGCUGGCAGGAGAUACCACUGGGGAGCUAAAAAACCUACAGGUUCCGAUGUGGGGAGAAGACAUCGCCUUGACAUUUAUACUUGAACCAAUAGUACAACGUGGUGUUACGGCUCCCAAUGAUCAGACCAAAGCACGUGAAGAGACUCCCUGGCACCUCAUCCAUGUUGUUCUCGACAUACUUGCACGCCAAGAACUUACACGACAAAAAGUAGCUAAAGAGGCAAACCGGGCCUUGGGUCUCAAUUCCUACUGGCGAGCAGAGCAAGCAAGGGGGGCCGAGGAUGCAAAAGAAGUACUGUUGCUCUCAGAUGAGCACAGGAAUAAAUUAAAGUCUAUCGCAAGCUCCAAAGUGUCGACUUUAAUGAGGACCAGAUAUGUGUUUAUAUCGCUACACCUCCGUCGAAUGCACAUCUAUGAGACUCUCCGCACCAGAUCCACAGGAGUUGACGAACUUAUAAAGACUUAUUUCCCGCAAGAAAUUCCAGCAGAUCCCAAUUAUCUGUACUUGCAAAUAGUAAAGGAUGGAGACCCGCAGGAAAUGAGGUCAUAUCUGGCUGAACGGAAGCUCGUUUAUACCCUUUAUAGGGAGAUCGAUGCAUGGGAAGACCAGCUGCAAAAGGAUGGGAUUGGAGAAGACAUAAUGAAUGGUUUGGCACAAGACCUCGAACGCGAGUUCUCAUAUCCGGUCGAGUUCGAGCGCCGUUUUCCUCCCUUUAUGGAUUGGACUGAGCUGGUUAGAAUCACGCUCGGUUGGUCAAGAAGUGUGAGAAAUAUGGUUAACACUUUGCAAAGUAUAUUCGACCCCAACGACACACCAAGCGAUGACCUUCUCCCAAAUUAA
This is a messenger RNA of Rhizoctonia solani, 942 nucleotides long. RefSeq lists its product as uncharacterized. Lineage: Eukaryota; Fungi; Basidiomycota; Agaricomycetes; Cantharellales; Ceratobasidiaceae. The coding region runs from base 1 to 942 and encodes 313 amino acids. The transcript is spliced from 4 exons. The record is from RefSeq and is a predicted model, not a curated record.